Ostrinia nubilalis (European corn borer) is the source of this 6853-nucleotide messenger RNA. RefSeq lists its product as uncharacterized. The coding region runs from base 752 to 6853 and encodes 2033 amino acids. NCBI's taxonomy places the organism in Eukaryota, Metazoa, Arthropoda, Insecta, Lepidoptera, Crambidae. The transcript is spliced from 2 exons. Gene Ontology annotation, molecular function: ATP binding; RNA-DNA hybrid ribonuclease activity; nucleic acid binding. The record is from RefSeq and is a predicted model, not a curated record.
GACACUUUAGAUUUCAAGACAACUGGAAUCACGGUGGAACGCGUGCGAAAGGCCAAAAACAGCAAGGUGGUGCUUACCUGCGACACUGGCGACAACAUCAAAAAAAUAAGCACCCAAAUUUCUAAAAACAAAAACCUAAUAGUUAAAGAGGCGAAAGCGUCAAACCCCCUGAUAAAAAUUAAAAAUAUCUUGGCGUACCAUACGGAUGAGGAACUUAUAGAAAACCUCAAGGCCCAAAACAAAAAAGUCUUUACAGACUUGGCCAAGGAAGACCGAUUCGUAAAGGUACGCUACAGAAAAAGAGCAAGAAACGUACACCAGUGUCAUCCGGUGCUGGAAGUGUCCCCCAAAUUGCACAGCAGGAUACUCGAGGCGGGAGUUCUACACAUCGGUCUCGAGCGAGGGUCAGUAGAAGACCAGUCGCCCCUCAUACAAUGCUCCAAGUGCCUAGGCUUCGGACACACCAAGGCACUUUGCAAGGAGAAGGAGCAACUAUGCAAUUUCUGUGGAGAAAACCACGCAUGGCAAGAUUGCCCGAACAGAGCGGCAGGUAAUCCACCGAAGUGCAGAAACUGCACCAACUCUAAGAGGGACAACCCAGAAACACCACCCCACAUGGCAUAUAGUGAUAUAUGCCCUGAGCGACAAACGUGGGACCGGAUAGCACGUUCCAAAACGGCAUACUGCUAAGGGCGCCACAAACUCCCAAGGGCAGUCUCCUAGAAGAGAAGACGGACACACGAGGCUUACAAUGAUCCAAGCCAACCUCCAACGCUCCAAACAAGCCACCGCCGAACUCCUCAAAGCAGCCGAGGACAUGAAAGCAGCCAUAGCUCUAGUCCAGGAACCAUACGUUGGCUCUACAGGGACUAUGAAGCUCCCAAAAGGCACACAGGUCAUCCAGUGCACUAUCAACCGGCAGAAACCUGUCAAAGCGGCGAUACUUAUUUUCAGUGACAAGCUGAGGGUAAUUCAUGACCCACAGCUUGUGACAGAGACUGAGGCAGCAGUGCUUUUACAGGCAGGCAAAACGAGCAUAGGAGUCGUGUCAGUCUACUACGAAGGAGACAAAGACAUAGAGCCCUACUUAAGACGCACAAAGGCGGUAUGCCAAAAACUAAACUCUCAACAUAUCUUGAUAGGAGGAGACGUAAACGCCUGGAGCCACUGGUGGGGAAGCAGAUCCAACGACGACAGAGGAGAGGCAUACUGUUCCUUUCUGAACGAAAUGGAUCUCCAUGUACUCAACGUCGGCGACACCCCAACUUUCGAAGAGUACAGGAGGGGCAAGCUGUGCACUAGUAUCGUAGACGUGACAGCUUGCUCCACCGGUAUACUAGGGAAAAUAAAAGAGUGGAAGGUGGAUAGAACCCUGACAACAUCGGACCACAAUGCCAUCACAUUCAGUCUGGUACUGGGAGAAACACUACAACCUUGUGUUCGUAGCUCCACCAGACAAUACAACACCAAGAAGGCAAAAUGGACCGAGUUCAGAAGCCAACUACUCAAAUCCUUAGAGUCGCACAACAUCAGCGAAGAAAGAAUAAGGGAGGUCGCGGACGGGGAGGGGAUGGACUCCAUUAUAACAGGCUACACAACAUCCAUUGAGGAAGCGUGUACACACGCCAUCCCCAAGAUAGGCCACAGAAGGGGCAAGCCAACACCUCCAUGGUGGAACGAAACCCUCGACGAAAUGCGAGGAGACGUUCUACGUAAAAAACGUCGUAUACGGAACGCCGCUCCAGCCAGAAAAGAGUCCGUACUGCAAGAAUACCUUAAGGCUAAAGAGGAAUACCUCCACAAAAGCUUGGAAGCCCAGACUGAGAGUUGGAAGGAGUUCUGCACAACACAAGACAGAGAGAGUAUGUGGGACGGUGUAUACCGAGUAAUCAGGAAAACAGCUAAAAGGGAGGACGACAUGCUGCUAAGAGGAGCCGACGGAGCCACACUGAGCCCCGACGAAUCGGCAAAUCUCCUAGCGAGCACCUUCUAUCCUGAAGAUACCACCAUAACGGACACACCGUACCACACCCAACUCAGAACCGAAGUGGAGAGCAGAGCCCCAGAAGACAUGCCUGGACUGAAGCCGGACGACCCACCUUUCACCGAGGCAGAAGUGGACGCAGUGCUUAAAGCACAAAAUCCCAAAAAAGCCCCGGGCCCGGACGGCUUCACUUCAGACAUAUGUGCCAACGCAAUAAACGCCAGCAGGGGGGUAUUUAUGGCAAUUGCAAACAAGUGCUUGGAAUUGUCACAUUUUCCCCUCAGCUGGAAAGCCGCACAUGUAGUCAUCCUGAGGAAACCUGGAAAAGGAGACUACACCCACCCUAAGUCAUACCGUCCCAUAGGCCUGCUUUCAGUGCUGGGCAAAACGGUUGAAAAACUAAUGGUGGGGCGACUGCAAUGGCACAUUCUUCCAACACUCAGUCAAAAGCAGUACGGUUUCAUGCCGCAGCGUGGGACCGAGGACGCCCUCUACGACCUCAUAAACCAUGUGAGGAAAGAACUGGACCGUAAAAAGUCUGUAAUAAUGAUCUCACUGGAUAUAGAAGGCGCUUUCGACAACGCGUGGUGGCCGGCUCUAAAAACACAACUUGCGAGCAGGGGCUGCCCCAGAAACCUGUACAAGAUGGUGUGUUCAUACCUUUCGGACAGAUCAAUAACUGUGCAUUACGCGGGAGCGAAGAGCACAAGGGGUACUACAAAGGGCUGUGUCCAAGGUUCAAUCGGAGGACCAACCUUUUGGAACAUAAUACUGGACCCUUUACUUCAACUACUGUCCGGGGAAAGAGUACACUGUCAGGCGUUUGCGGACGACGGGGUCUUGGUCUUCUCCUCGGAAAGUCUGGACGGGAUGGAGGAUAACAUCAACACGGUGCUGGAGAAAAUUGUAAACUGGGGUGUACAGAACAAGCUAAACUUCGCAGCGCACAAGACUCAAGCCAUGCUGCUAACGAAGAGACUCAAAUACACCCCUCCCCAAAUACAAAUGUCAGGGACGACACUAGCACUGGUGGAUGAGAUCAAACUUCUCGGACUGAUAAUAGACAAGAGGCUGAAUUUCAAUGCGCAUGUGACUGCAGUAUGUAAGAAGUCAACAGACAUCUAUAAGCAACUAGCAUGCGCGGCGAAAGUGACAUGGGGCCUAAACGGAGAGAUCAUCAGGACCAUAUACGUCGCCGUGAUAGAGCCAAUCAUGACGUACGGGGCAUGCGCCUGGUCAAAAGCAACACACUUCCAGAUGAAUGCGAAAAUCAUCAGCGCUCUACAAAGAGGAUUUGCACAAAAGAUCUGCAAAGCAUACAGAACAACAUCCUUGACCUCAGCGCUCAUUCUGUCAGGAACACUCCCGCUAGACCUACGCAUACAGGAAAACGCCACACUGUACGAAGCCAAAAAGGGAAUCUCAGAUGCCUAUCUACCGCCUGGUAGGAAACUCGAGGAAAAAGUGAAAUUUGAAAAUCUUCCACACCCAUCAGAGGCAACAACAGCGGAAUUCACACUCCUCGAGAACAUGGACGCCGACACCCAAGCCACCCACCAAAUCACCGGACCUCAAAUCUACACGGACGGUAGCAAAAUGGAUGGCAAAGUGGGGGCGGCCCUUACAUGGUGGGAAAACGGCAGAGAGACCCUAAACGACACAUUCAAGCUAGACGGCGCGUGUACUGUCUUCCAAUCUGAAAUGUACGCACUCUACAGAGCUAUAGCGAGGGCAAAAGAAAGCAAGGAGCCAAAUGUAAACAUUCUCAGCGAUUCUAGAUCAUCGCUUGAGUUGUUGACAAAUUACAAAUUGCUCCACCCCCUGGCAAAGGCCAUAAGAGAAGACUUGGCGACAAUCAGAGAGGAGGGCAGAAACGUGCGUUUGUUCUGGCUGAGGGCACACGUGGGCACAGCGGGAAAUGAAAGGGCAGACGAACUAGCAAAAACAGCAGCAAGCAAGGACGACUCCUCACUCGACUACGCGGAAAUACCUCUAUCCUACAUCAAGAGGAAAAUCAGGGAAGAAACCAUACAGAAGUGGCAAGAUCGCUAUAACAAUUCCGAAACGGGAACGAUCACCAAAGUCUUCUUCCCUGACGUCGACAGAGCAUACCGGAUAGUAAGAGGAGAUAGACCAACACAUCUCCAAACACAAAUCCUAACGGGACAUGGAGGCUUUGGAGAAUAUCUCCAUAGAUUCGGUCUCAGGGACAAACCGGGCUGCGAAUGUGACGAGACAGAAAGCGAGUCAGUGUGGCAUGUACUUUUCGACUGCCCAAGGUUUCAGACAGAUAGGUACAACUUGACCAUGAACAUUCACCUGGAAUUAAACAAAACAAACCUACACAAAAUAUUGGAGUCAAAGACUGACAGGGUGCGGCUGCUAAAUUUCAUCCAGAGAGUAGCACGAAUAGCGUCAACUCGAAACAGCGGGAUAUCGCCUUCUCAACCCACUACAAACACUCCACACACACAAACAACAACACACACAAACCCAAAACCAAAGCUGGACAUGACUGACAUGGGAGAGCCGGGUUGCCCGGGCAUAAGAUUAAGAGGAGUAGCUCUCUAUAUGGACAACAACACAGAGAGACUGGGAAUAGCCUUCUGCAACGCCAUGGGCAAAAACACCGUAAACAUCUCGCCAGGACUAGGCGCCCUCCUGAACGGCAGCACCUUCAAAACAACGAUGCGCAAAAAAGUUUAUAACUCUCUACAAACAGCGACAGUCGAAGGUGUCGAGUGUCGAAUAGUGCGAAAGAACAAUAAGACUGUCGUACUAUUCGCCACCGAUUUCGAUGUCACAGAGUUUCAACUGGCGUGUAAAGUGCUGAAUUCACUAGGGACCCGAUCCACACAGACGACACCUGCCCGGAAAAUAAGCGUGGACGCUAUGAUCGUGGGAUACAGGGGAGGAGAAACCAGAGAUUACAUGGGUGUAAUUCAGUCUUCGAAACACCACGAGAUGGUUAUAUACGAGGACAGAGGACAAAACCUAAGUUAUCUCCUCUCCGGAUCCCGCGAGGACGUCACCCCGCAAAUAAUCACCGACUGCUGGGAUCAUCCAGUCACCAACCCGACCAUUAGUGGUUCGGAGAGACUACAAACACGGUGCCAGGAAGAAGCGUCUCGGGCAGCAGCAGAGCUAAGAACCCCACAAAAUCCACACACCACACCUGCAUCAAUGUGGUCCACCUUGACCGAAGCCGCACAGGCCAUACCCGGACAACUAAAAUCAAAACUACGACGAAUGAUGUCGCUUGAAAAAGCUGUCGAAGACUGCGUAACACCACCACGUCAAAAAUCAGAACCACCACCACAACCCCGCAGUAGAGCAGAUAUGGGACAAGUAGCCCUCCCGAGACUGUUGCCAGUAAACGAGACACAAGACCACAUUAUAAAUGCCUUCGUGGAGUUCGUGGCAGUGACGAAGGCAACCAGGAAGGUGAGCACAGACACUUGCAAAGGUGUCAUGCAAGCCUACCAAUGGGGGUCGGCGCGGCUGCUGGGAGCACUAAUGGAGGAGGCUGAGGCAGCCAUAUACAACAGCGAUACCGCCACGGUCCUUCACGGAAAAAUGGCAGGUACAUAUAUGGCGGCCUACAGCAAUACGUGUGGUUUUGUGUCUCUGAACGAGGAGAAGACAGAAAUCGAGGGCAACACACAUUUCAACACACCUCCCGAAGACCCAAUAGUGGUGGUAGCCAAGUGCACCAAGGUGAUGCUGGACGACAGGAUUCUUGAAAUGGCGGAAACCAUAGCAGGAGACCUGUACAAAGGCGGGAAACCGGAGCACUGGACAAAACCAACCAUAACUUGGGUAAACGGAGUCCCCGGCUGCGGGAAAACCACCUGGGUGAUGUCCCAAAUCGACACUUCACGCGACAUCAUCGUGACAACCACAUGUGAAGCAGCGAAAGACCUAAGAGAGAAACUAGAACCGAAAAUAGGCGCAAGGGCCAAAAAGAGAGUCAGAACUAUGGCAUCCCUACUAGUCAACGGUAUGAGUGAAGGCGAGACGUGCACCAGAAUCAUGGUGGACGAGGCCCUCAUGAACCACUUCGGAUCCAUAGUCAUGGCAGUUCAGAUAGCCCAAGCCAGCGAAGCCCUAUUGAUAGGAGAUAACAAUCAACUCCCUUACAUAGACCGCAAUAACCUCUUCCCGCUGCUUUACAACAGACCAAACCUCAUCACAAAUGUCACAAAAGAACUUCUUUGUACGUACAGGAACCCACAGGACGUAGCGUAUGCCCUUAGAGAAAUCUACAGUGGCAUAUACUCAGCCAAAACCCUGACGAGGUCUCUUCAGCUGAAGGGAUUCACAGGUGCAAAAAUCCCGAACCAAGAGGACACCCUCUAUCUUGUCCACACCCAGGCCGAAAAGGCUCUCCUAAUCGGCCAGGGAUACGGAACCAAAACGGGAUCUCGCACCCUAACAAUCCACGAAGCUCAGGGACUCACCUUCAGGGAAGUGGUUAUUCCGGGCCGUCAUCGCUCGCAUCGGGCCGGGGGUCAGGCGGCGGCGGGCGGCGCGGGCUCGGGCUCGGCCCGGCGCUGCCAGCCGGGCGGGCGCGGCUCGGGCAGCGCGUACCGCAGCUCGUCCCAGAAGCCGCGCGCGCCCCAGCGCAGCGUGACGUGCGCGGCAGCGAGCGCGCGCAGCUCUGUGUCGAGGCGCGCGCCGCCCGCCAGCAGCAGCACGACGCGCGGCGAGCGCUCGCGCAGCGCGGCGGCGUGCGCGGCCCGCAGCUCGGCGCGCGCCCAGCGCGAGCGCAGGAAGGCGGGCGUCACGAGCGCCAGCGUGCGCCGCGAGCGCCGCACGGACGCGUCGAUCUGCGUCGGGAUCCAGGCGCCGAUGGGCCAGUCGCGGUAG